UCAUGUGGCAAAAAUUUAUAUGCAAGCCGUUCUCAUCUGCGACCGGGACAACCCUACCCCACUAUUUCUUUACCCCAACCUUACCCCACCUUUUUCUCUUCUACUUAUUACUUCCUCUCUAAUAUCCUGUCAUUUCGAUAUCUCAACAUCACUUCCUUCGACAUUUGGAGCCCUUUUAAGGCAACAAAAUUGUCGUAUUUAGACAUGGAGACACAAGCAGCGCCCACCGACGGCCCUUCUCCGCAGUCGGUCAAUGGAUCAUCGUGCCCAGCAGAGGCCCACCAGUCGCAACCACGGUUUCUUGCCUGCCUUCGAUGCAGAGCAAAGAAGGCGAAAUGCGACAACAUUCAGCCUGUAUGCGGAACAUGCGCCAAGGUCAACGCAGAAUGCCUCAGACCGAGCGGGCGGCGGCGAAAGCGCACUCGGAAAGAGAUGGAGGAGGCUGAGCGGGAGGAUCCGUCCUUGAAGCGGUCGCGAAGCGCAUAUAAUGGCCAGAGCUUCAAGCAAUUAUCCACGCAGCAGCAGCACGGCAAUGUGAUUCAACAAAUACAGUAUCCUAUCCCCUUCACAUCGGCGCCUGCGAUGUUCUCCCAGCCCCGCCCUCCACCAUCGUUGCAGCAUGGGCAGGACUUCUCGCAACCAUUACUCCCGAAGCAUGAACAGGAUACUCAGGGCUCUGCGUCACCGCCAGCCACUUACGCGACCGCUGCAGCGCAUCCGGACGCUGACAAAAUGGUAGAAGCUCUCAGCCGCCCAAUGGCAUACCUGGAAGGCGAUCCUGGAGAGAGCAAAACGCUCAAAGUUCGCUAUUUUCGCUUCUCUGGGUGUACGGCAAUCCAUCCUGGGUUCAACGAGAUAGUUAUUAAGCUCCGGAGCUCGGCAGCAGGGUCGCACUCAAACUCACCAUCCGGGAGAACCACAGGGCUAGACCAUCUUUCUCCCGCGGAGCCUAUACUUGAAGAUAUAUCGUCUUUACCUCCGGAUGUCUCACUGAUUGAUACGUUUUUCGACCAUUUCUGGCAGCACUGGCCCUUCCUUCGGAGAGAGAAAGUAGAGGAGCGCAUUAAGAGUGGGACAAUGUCAGCUUUCUUGCUGCACGCAAUGAACGCGCUAGCUGUCCGAUUUGCGCCUCAUCCUUCGCGUAAAGCGUCCCAGUACAUCGAGGCUGCCUGGAGCUUAGUUCCGCCGCUUCUGCGAUUGCCGUCAACUGAUGUCGUGGGCGGCUUGAUACUGCUGUCGUGGGCUGAGUUUGGCGAGAAUUCGGAGAGUGGUCUCUGGAAUUUUUCGGGACUAGCCAUGAGAAUGGCCGUUGAUCUAGGACUUCAUAAGACCGAUAUCGAAUCACCGGAUGACGAGGAUGUGUGCAACGGGAAGAUAUUGUUCUGGUGUCUUUUCGUAAUGGACCGAGUGUUGGCGUUCGGAACUGGUCGAUCUGUAACCAUUAGCGAAGAUAUAAUUGAGAUCCCUCUACCCACAGAGAGCGAUUUCCUUCCUUCCAGUUCCUCGGCACCUUCAGUCUUGUCCCCGUUUGUCGGCAUCGUUAGGCUGUUCGCCCUAGCCGGACGGAUAGCUGACGUGAUGAACGGGAGUAGAUGCCCUCGUACGUUGGUGUCAAACCCGGUCGUGCAUAGCCCCGAAAGCUUGCAGGAAUUGCAGAACCAGCUAGUCGAAUUCCUCGGAACCUUGCCGCCGGGGCUAAGCUGGUCGGUCGAUAAUUUCCGAGCACAAUCUGCUCGACAUCAGGGCGGCAGCUUUCUCUUUUUACACCUUUGGGCAAAUGCCGUUCUGGCGUUAAUACAUCACCCUAAUCUGGGACAUAGCCUUAGCGGUCAAGAGACCCCCAUUUCAGCCGGUGUUAAACGGUCUAUAAAGCUGUCUCUGGCUUCUUCACGUCAGAUCGCAGACUGUCUUGUUUUUGCGGAUCUAUUCGAUGCGGCGUCCUAUUGUGCCAACCCGUUCCUUAAUCAGUGUAUUUUUAUUGCUGGUGUCGCGUUCAUUCAUGAUGCACAGUCUGAGGAUCUCACGGUUGGUGCACAUUCAACGUUUCUUAAUGGGUUGGUGAAGCAGAAUCUAUCGGCUCUGUUGAAAGCUUUGAAGAGGAUGGAGGUGUAUUGGAAUGGACUCGGAUAUGUCAUUAGUGUCUUGGAGCAACGGGCCAGCGGUCGUGGAUGGUCAAAGGUUGAUUUUUCGAUCACUUCCGAUAAGGCUGAUAAUUUUAUUUCUCUCCCGGAUGCUGGUCUUCUGCGGAGACUCACUCGUGUGAAGGAGCUGUCGUCUAGUAGCAAUAGUCCUCGAGACGAUAUAACUCCCACCGAUAGUAUUCCGCAAGUCCAGUUGUUGGCACCCCCCGAAUCGACCAAUUGGUCAUUCGAGUCUCUGCUUUCUUCCUACCAGGUUGAAGAGGUGACUGCUUCGGACACCGGAUAUGAUUUCUCUGAUAUUUUUCCUGAGGGCUUUGCAUGGUAGAUCGGUAGAUUAUUUCUUUUUUUAUGGGUUUAUACAUGGUUUAUAAUGUGAUUCUUGUAUGUAUAUUCGCUUUUUAAUUCUCGGAUAAUCUUCUGUGGACAAGGUCCCUAGAUAUAUUCUAGGUCGUCCUCCUCCGGUUCUCCUUUGCCGUCUUGCCUGUCUUCCUCCACCGGAUCUUCAGGGAUUGACGAACUGUUUCCAUACUAAUAGAUACGUUCAGUCGGUAUUUGCGGCUCAGUGGAUGCUACCGAGCUCACCUGCUGCCAGUAUCUGGGCCCAUAGUCUAGAAAGAGUUCUUCCCCCUUGUCGACGUUUUCGCCUACAUUCAGUCAGGACAAACAUGGAAUAGCCUAGGCAGGAAGAAUACGAACAGGUGAAGAUAGCAAUGCGAUGUUCGUCGUUGACAUUCUUCACUGCGUAUGAAUGCGAUAAGCAUCAUUCAUUAGUCUAUGCUAGGCGCAAGACGGACCAAUGACAUCACAGUUAGGCUUG
Molecule: messenger RNA, 2958 nt
Organism: Desarmillaria tabescens
Lineage: Eukaryota; Fungi; Basidiomycota; Agaricomycetes; Agaricales; Physalacriaceae
Product: fungal-specific transcription factor domain-containing protein
Exons: 15
Coding region: 205-2466 (753 amino acids)
Biological process (GO): regulation of DNA-templated transcription; DNA-templated transcription
Molecular function (GO): zinc ion binding; DNA-binding transcription factor activity, RNA polymerase II-specific; DNA binding
Source: RefSeq, a predicted model, not a curated record